This is a messenger RNA of Polyodon spathula (Mississippi paddlefish), 675 nucleotides long. Its product is annotated as N-alpha-acetyltransferase 20. Gene Ontology annotation, molecular function: protein-N-terminal amino-acid acetyltransferase activity. The record is from RefSeq and is a predicted model, not a curated record. NCBI's taxonomy places the organism in Eukaryota, Metazoa, Chordata, Actinopteri, Acipenseriformes, Polyodontidae. The transcript has 6 exons. Bases 45 to 581 code for a protein of 178 amino acids. Gene Ontology annotation, cellular component: NatB complex. Gene Ontology annotation, biological process: N-terminal peptidyl-methionine acetylation.
UUGAAAGGUCAUCGUUUCACUUCCGUAAGGCAGAGACAGUCAAAAUGACAACGCUGAGAGCUUUUACAUGCGACGAUCUCUUUAUAUUUAAUAACAUCAAUCUGGAUCCCCUCACAGAGACGUAUGGGAUCCCUUUUUACUUACAGUAUCUCGCUCACUGGCCGGAGUACUUUAUUGUAGCAGAGGCACCAGGGGGAGAACUAAUGGGGUACAUAAUGGGUAAAGCUGAAGGAUCAGUGGCCCGUGAAGAAUGGCACGGGCAUGUCACAGCUCUCUCUGUAGCCCCCGAGUUCAGACGGCUUGGUCUGGCAGCUAAACUCAUGGAACUGUUGGAAGAGAUCUCAGAAAGGAAAGGAGGGUUUUUCGUGGAUCUUUUUGUGCGAGUUUCCAAUCAGGUGGCAGUGAACAUGUAUAAGCAGCUGGGAUACAGCGUGUACAGGACAGUGAUAGAGUACUAUUCCGCCAGUAACGGGGAGCCUGAUGAAGAUGCCUAUGAUAUGAGGAAAGCCCUAUCCAGGGACACAGAGAAAAAGUCGAUUAUACCGCUGCCGCACCCUGUGAGACCAGAAGACAUUGAUUAACUAUAGGCUGUGGUUCCCAGGCAGUCCAGUCCACAUUCGCAUGUCCCUGGAGCAGAUCAAUAAGUAGUAAUUAAAACAAAACCAAUCCAGUUCU